This is a messenger RNA of Fusarium fujikuroi IMI 58289, 333 nucleotides long. RefSeq lists its product as uncharacterized. The record is from RefSeq and is a predicted model, not a curated record. Lineage: Eukaryota; Fungi; Ascomycota; Sordariomycetes; Hypocreales; Nectriaceae. Bases 1 to 333 code for a protein of 110 amino acids. The transcript has a single exon.
AUGCCUAACAGAAACUUCCCCCGGUUUUUUGAUAUUCCCGCGUUCCUAGCACACGGCAAGGCUAUUAAGGAAACUAAAGCGAAACUCCAAACAGUCAAGUUUGAAAAGGAAAAACUCAGGAAAGAUAGAGAGUAUGUCGAGAAGGAGAUCGAGGAGUUAGAGAAAGGUGGCAGAAAUGAUGGGGAAACGGAUAUUGAAGAGGACAUCACGGAGCUUCGAACAGAGUUGCAAAAGCUAGAUAACAAGAAACAGAAAUUGAAUCGUGAGAAGGAGAAACUUAAGGAAACAAAGAAGAGGCACCAGAAGGCAAUGGAAAGGCUACAAAGAAGAUAG